AUGGAAAAACAUUUGUCCAUUCAAUUAAACGGUGGACGAAAAGUCAAUGGUAUUCUACGUGGUUUUGACCCAUUUAUGAAUCUAGUGCUUGACGAAACGGUGGAAGAGAUUUCGCCUACCGAAAAACAUAAUAUUGGGAUGGUGGUAAUUCGAGGAAAUUCAGUGGUAAUAAUGGAAGCUCUUGAAAAGGUUUAA
Molecule: messenger RNA, 195 nt
Organism: Ambispora leptoticha
Lineage: Eukaryota; Fungi; Glomeromycota; Glomeromycetes; Archaeosporales; Ambisporaceae
Source: the annotation of a GenBank genome assembly